Messenger RNA from Penicillium concentricum, 1839 nucleotides. RefSeq lists its product as uncharacterized. The coding region runs from base 1 to 1839 and encodes 612 amino acids. Lineage: Eukaryota; Fungi; Ascomycota; Eurotiomycetes; Eurotiales; Aspergillaceae. The transcript is spliced from 4 exons. The record is from RefSeq and is a predicted model, not a curated record.
AUGCUGUUUCUGAGCGUUUCAUUGCUGUUAUGGCUGUGCCAAACCGCGCUGGCGCAAUAUUCCAGCGAUGACCUCAUGUCAUUCGUUACGCUCCCCGAUGUUCGGGCAGUGAAAUUCAAUGUCCAGAACAAAAACCGCGAGCGACUUAGCCCCGGUUACUGGUUCGUCGCUCCUUAUCUACACAUGGGCCCCGAUCCACCUUCGACCUUGUACGAGCAAUAUCAGAUCGGUCCCCAUAUCUACGAUGGAGAAGGACGCCUCAUCUGGACUGGCUCCCAACAAUUCGACAACCGGAACGUCUUCGAUUUCAAGGUCGUCAACAGUCUAGGCCCUGACCCACAACUUUCGAUGGUCUUGCAACCCUCGUGGGAUUCGAAAGUAGACACCGGGUAUGGACUGAUCUUGACCAAGGAUUAUCAAGUCGAACGAAAGAUUCCUCUGCGGGCGGACCUCGGCAUUUUUGACAUCCACGAGUUCAACAUCCUAGACGACGGUAAAACUGCGCUGGUCACGAUCUACCUUUCUCAUGAGAUUACCCUAGAGGAAUUUGGUCGCCCGAAAGAGUCGACUUGGCUUGAGACCGGCGGGUAUGCUGAAAUCGAUGUCAACACUGCCGAGAUUGUCCAGUCGUGGGACUCUUUUAAUCGCGUUCCUAUGCCCGAGACUGUUCAUUACACCCCCUAUUCUCCGGCAGAGGGACUUCCUGGCUGGGAUUAUCUGCAUAUCAACUCAGUUGACAAGAAUGAAAUUGGAGACUACUUGAUCUCCGCACGGUUUACAAACACUAUCUACCUCAUCUCCUGCAUGGAUGGAAACAUCAUGUGGCGAUUGGGUGGAAAGUAUAGUGAUUUCAAGCAAGAUUUCACCUUUUCGAAGCAGCACGACGCGAAAUUCAUAGAAUCGAACGGAACGCACCAUGUUAUCUCGUUUUUGAACAACGCCUCAGACGAGGAGUUCAAUGAGGAAAAUAUGUCAUCAGUUCUAUUUGUCGAGCUGGAUACCAGCGUAAAGCCUAUGACCGCCAAAGUCAUCCGGCGCUAUAACCGUCCCGAUCAUCAGCUCUCGAGACUCCGGGGCAAUGCCCAGCUGCUUCCAAAUAACAAUGUGUUCACCUGCUGGAGCAAAGAGGGCUAUAUUUCCGAACAUGGCGCCGAUGGAGAGGUAUUGAUGACCGCCAACUUCACCUCCUCGCGCUACUCAUCCUACCGCGGGUACAAAUUCGAAUUCACCGGUCGCCCCACGGCCCCGCCAGACAUGGUGGCGUCUGUCUACGGCACCGAUGAGACCAACAUGGUGACCACGUUCUGGGUCAGCUGGAACGGCGCAACUGAUGUCGCAGAAUGGAAUUUCUACGCGCAAGCCUCCGAAUUCGAGGCCCCUGUCUUUAUUGGCAAGACCCCCGAUCCGAUUUCGAAACUAUGUACAUGGCCCGCGGAUAUCUGGACUGGAUCCGAAAUGCACCGAAGCAAGUUCCCCGACUGGAAGUCUGUCGGAUACAGAGGGAAGUCAAGCACACCCAUUCCGGUUGACCCAUCGAUUGUCUACCAAGCAAACGGUAGUGCAGCAGGAGACAAUACGGUUGUUGAAUCUGACCAUGCGUCAUCGGAUGCAGCCGAUACCCAAACACAGAAGACCAUCCAGGUCCUCAAGCAUACAUACGAUGCUAUCCGCAAUAUUAGCGGUAUAUUCUCUUUCGUUUUGCUUCUUUGUCUGUUUGCUGGCGUUAUGGCUAGCUAUCUGGUCAUCCGUGGCUGGCGGGUCCGUUUCUACCAGCGUGUCCGCACGGAAGAUGGGUUCCCAGGCGAGCGGGCACAUCUCGCAUCGUCGCAUGAGGAUUAA